Molecule: messenger RNA, 174 nt
Organism: Aspergillus niger
Lineage: Eukaryota; Fungi; Ascomycota; Eurotiomycetes; Eurotiales; Aspergillaceae
Exons: 2
Coding region: 1-174 (57 amino acids)
Source: RefSeq, a predicted model, not a curated record
AUGUCCAUCUCCAUUGGCUCAUGUCUAAGUAUGAAGAUGAAGAAAUCCAAUGUGGCCUCUCAACUUCUGAUUGCCCUUCAAGGCGGUUUGCAUGCUGAUCGUGAACUCAAAGGGCCCAGAAAAUACUCAUUGACACUUGCUGACGACAGCCAGAUUCCGCCCGGCCAAAAUUAA